UUUUUCAAUUAUUUUCACAUGAUUAAAUGUUUUAUUUUGGCAUUUAAUUUUGGCUAAUUGAAGUUUAGUUGUGCUUGCUUGUGCUUCAGGUAAUUGAAAAAUUUUGUACUUACUUCCUAGUGUAUUUCAGUUAUUCUGAAUCUUUCUUCGGAAGACUUGGGGAUUAAUUUAAGUGCCAAGCAUAAAGAAAGAAGAAAUUAAUGUUUGCGACGCAAUUCAUUCUCAGUCUUGACUCGUCAGUCGUCACCGUUUUCCUUCAUUCUCUUCUCCCCUGGGAUUCUCUCAUCCCAUUCACUUCACUCCAGUACACCGACCCCGCAAUCCGCUCAUACGCCGUCAUUUCCCAUGAAUUAAUCCUCCAUUCGGCUUUUUCCUCUUACCAGCCAUUUCACCAGCAGCUCUCUUCCCUUCUUCCAUCUCUUCCACUCUGUGGUUUGUAUAUUUGAUUCCUCCAAAAACCCAGGACCUUGAGAUAUCUGGAUUCUCCAUUUAAUUCAUUCAUCCACGGAUUCCUUCACCGAAAAUCAUCUAUUCAUCUCCACCUUCAAUUCCACACGUCCACAAAUCCAUUUCCCCUCGGCUUCCACCACAAUUUCUAUUCAUCUCUCCAUACAGCGUCUGUGUCAAUUUGUCUUCAACCAUGCCCACCACCAUGUGAAGUUAUCGACUUUGAAGAUGCCAGCACCCAGCACUGUACCAGUCAUAGCUCAGCGAAGCAUCACCUUCGGAGGACACGUGGCGUAAUCCCAGCGACUUCAUCGAUCCAACGGUUCACAUCCGUUUGCUUUACAUAACUUCGCAGAUCCCCUGCCUCAUUGUAUCCGGACGUCGGGAUCAUCCCUCUCCGUCAUGGUCGUCUUUCGUGGAGCUAUCUCAGAUAAAUGAAUUUCAAGUUUCAGAUUACCUUGAAACCAUCUUCUUCUAAGAAUCAGCAUCAGGUCUCAUGAUGGACGAGGUUGUGCAAGAGGUUGAGAAGGUAAAGAGGGAAUGGUACGAGACGUACAGUAAAACGCAAGAGCAUAUAAAGGCAAUUGGAGAAUAUGGGAAACCAGGGAGAUCCGAGGAGAAAAAUUCGCUUCCCAGGCUCAAUGGGAUCGCUCAGGAUGGAUUGGCAUUGCUUUCUUCCUUGCAGUUCAGGCUUGAUCUUCUUGCUCCACAGUUGCCCACUGACGAAGAGGUCGAAUCUGCUAGCACGGUGCUUGAAUCCUGGAAAACCCAAAGCCAGAGUUUGCGAUUAAGUCUGAGGAAUGCGAAUCUGCAAGCAAAGGAAAAUAUGAGGAAAGCUGCCCAAGAGGAGAGAGAGCUACUUCUAGGUGGUGGAGGAGAAUCCACCGUUCGCAGACGCAACUUACAAACAAAAGUUGGGAUGACAUCUGCUGCGGAGAGCAUCACAGAAAGCCUCCGCCGAACUCGCCAGUUGAUGGUUCAGGAGGUUGAGAGAAGCACUAGCACACUUAUGACAGUUGACGAAUCAACGGGAGUAUUAAAGAAGGCUGAAAGUGAAUACAAAGGGCAACGCUCUUUGUUGAUGAGAACACGAAAUCUGCUUUCUACAAUGCAACGUCAAGAUGUCAUGGACAGGAUCAUACUUGGGGUUGGCUUUUUCUUGUUCUCCCUUGCUGUGCUGUAUGUUGUUUCCAAGCGGAUUGGACUGCUUAAAUUGCAGAGAAAGGUUACUGAAGCCGUGAAGGCUGGUUUGGUGGGGCAAGUGGAUUUGAGACCCCCAGCUGUUGCUGAUGAUAUGAAUCUCCAAGUUAGGGAUACUCGGGUUCAUAAUGCAGAGGUUUUAAUGCACGAUGAACUUUAGGUCUCAUUAUACUUAUUUUUUAAAAUUUUUCUCGUGGUUUUUUUGGUUCAGGGAAUUUUAAUUUAGCUAAAGAGGGCUUUAGAAUAUGCAGAAUAUAAAGGUUCCCCACUUGUUGAGAGAUUUUUUUUUUUUUUUUGGUUUGGCCAAAGAAUAAUUUUUAUAUUGAUUUUCUCACAUCAAGUCAUCAACCAUGAAACUUGAAAUCUUUGCAACUAUAUUAUUGUUUUGAAUAUACAAUCACCUAUUUAAAUA
Messenger RNA from Neltuma alba, 2059 nucleotides. RefSeq lists its product as uncharacterized. The transcript is spliced from 8 exons. The record is from RefSeq and is a predicted model, not a curated record. NCBI's taxonomy places the organism in Eukaryota, Viridiplantae, Streptophyta, Magnoliopsida, Fabales, Fabaceae. Gene Ontology annotation, cellular component: endoplasmic reticulum; SNARE complex. Gene Ontology annotation, molecular function: SNAP receptor activity. Gene Ontology annotation, biological process: retrograde vesicle-mediated transport, Golgi to endoplasmic reticulum. The coding region runs from base 944 to 1807 and encodes 287 amino acids.